AUGGCUCACGAUGGCCUCGAGAAACUUCCCCCCUCACCGGAUACCGUGUGCGGCCCAGCCUCGCAAGAAAGACUGACAAAAGAGAAAGACCACGAUGACAUUCUCGAGAGUCGGUCUAUCCAUUCAGACCAUUCAGGCCAUUCGACCGUCAUCGACCAGCACGAUGUCGAGAUCGGCCAAGAUGCGUUGGCCAGGACCAUCACUCCCAAACGACCCAUUGUCAAGGUGCCGCAGUCCGAGCGACGUGGUCUGUUUGCUCGUGUCUGUGUCAUGGCCGAGGUCACAGUGCCCACAGACUAUAGUAAUAAAGUAAAGUGGUUUAUCACCUUCAUCGUGGCCAUUGCUGCGGCCGCCGCCCCUGUGGGUAGUGCCAUCAUAUUGCCGACCCUGGACGAAGUGGCUAGAUCCCUUCACUCGGAUGCGACCACCACCAACCUAUCAGUUGCGUUGUAUAUGUUGAGCAUGGCCAUUUUCCCGCUCUGGUGGUCGGCCUUUUCAGAAACGGCUGGACGCCGGACCGUUUACAUCACUUCAUUUGCAUUGUUCAUCUUGUUUUCCGUCUUGAGCGCCGUCGCUCAUUCGAUCUCCGUGCUUAUCGUCAUGCGAAUGUUGGCUGGAGGAGCCUCGGCGUCUGUGCAAGCCGUGGGCGCGGGAACGAUCGCCGACAUCUGGGAAUCACGGGAGAGAGGCCGUGCGAUGGGCCUCUUCUACCUGGGGCCUCUCUGUGGCCCGUUACUGGCACCCAUUGUGGGUGGGAUUCUCGGCCAAGUUUGGGACUGGAGGGCGACGCAAUGGGCCCUCGCCAUAUACGGAGUCCUGACAUGGGUGUUGAUCUUCUUCGGUCUGCCGGAAACGCUGAAGGCACGGAAGGAUGUGGUCGAGGAAGCCCUGCCGGACACGGCAUCGUCGAUCAACCACAGCACCCAUCGACCGCCAUUGAGUCGAACCUCGACCCGAGAAGUGAUACAGCAUAAGUCGAAGAAGUACCUCAGGGUUGCACGGAUGUUGUUGUUGGACCCACUGAGCGUCAUCCUGUACCUCCGGUUCAUGCCUGUCUUGCUGACGGUGUAUUACUCGGCGGUUACUUUCGGCUCGCUUUACGUACUCAACAUCAGUAUCCAGUAUUCUUUUGAAAGGCAACCUUAUGACUAUUCAACCAUCAUCAUCGGCGUGCUCUACCUGCCCAAUUCCCUCGGGUACAUUAUUGCCAGUGUACUUGGCGGUCGCUGGAUGGACUAUAUCAUGAGGCGCGAGGCGAUCAAGGCGAAGCGGGUGGAUCAGAACGGCAAAUUAAUCUUUCGACCAGAAGACCGCAUGCGCGAAAACGCGUGGCUGGGUGCGUUAGUCUAUCCCUGUGCCUUGAUAUGGUACGGGUGGACCGUUGAGAAGGGCGUCCUGUGGGUAGCACCGAUCAUUGCGAAUUUCUUUUACGGCCUGGGGUCCAUGAUUAUCUUCGCCAUGUCAACCACGAUGCUGACCGAAUUCAUGCCACGUCGAUCCUCCUCCGGUGUUGCUCUAAACAACUUGUGCCGGAACAUUCUAUCAUGUGUUGGCGCCAUUGUCGGGGCUCCCCUCAUUGCGGCAAUCGGCAACGGGUGGCUGUUCACCAUCCUGGGACUUUGGGCACUCUGCAGUGCCCUGGUCAUUUGGGCCAUGAAGCGAUAUGGCGAGAAUUGGCGAGAAAAGAUGGACCGACAGCUAGGAUAA
Messenger RNA from Fonsecaea erecta, 1707 nucleotides. RefSeq lists its product as hypothetical. Gene Ontology annotation, molecular function: polyamine transmembrane transporter activity. Bases 1 to 1707 code for a protein of 568 amino acids. NCBI's taxonomy places the organism in Eukaryota, Fungi, Ascomycota, Eurotiomycetes, Chaetothyriales, Herpotrichiellaceae. Gene Ontology annotation, biological process: intracellular polyamine homeostasis; transmembrane transport. The record is from RefSeq and is a predicted model, not a curated record. The transcript has 4 exons.